AUAUAUACGCCAGAAAUUUUUGUUAGUAGUUUGAAUGAAUUGAAGCCGGAAGAACAUACCCAUCAAUAUGCUUUUAGGGGCAGCCAGCAUGUCAGGCAACAAGGGAAAAUCCAUCGCGUACUCGCAUCACUUGGCUGAUAGUUCAUCAAGGAAUUUUUGUGCAGAAGAAGCUAAUUAUAGAAAUAAGGAGGUUGUGCAUGCUGAACAAGUUAAAAUACUUGAUAAAAGAUUGAGAAUUCUUGAAGAUGAAGCAGAGUUAAUCAAGGAAGCUUUCUUGGAGGGUGUGGAAGAAAGAAGAAAGUUGGUAAAUGCAAUUCAAAACGAAAUUCAGGCUGUAAACAACCGGAAGCGUCAACGACAUGGACUCCCGCAACUUCUAAGUGAAGAGUCAAAUCCAGCAGUUGUUAUCAGAGAACUGAAAGCUUCAGAUGCUGUUUUCCAGGAUGCUACUGAAUGUGUAUGUGAAUUCUCAGAUCGAUGAUUCCGUCUAUCUGUGAAGAUUAGAUGGCCUGGAGGCUGCAAUUUCCCCUCACGUGUGGUGCUGACUUUUUUUUUUUUUUUUUUCAUGUACCAAACACGUGAAAAUAUUUUUCUUUUAAUUUGCUUCUUGGGUAUCAGUGAGAUUUGAACCUCAAACUUUUUGUCUGCUUUGAUAUCAUGUUGAACUGUGUAA
Lycium barbarum (goji berry) is the source of this 673-nucleotide messenger RNA. RefSeq lists its product as uncharacterized. The transcript has 2 exons. NCBI's taxonomy places the organism in Eukaryota, Viridiplantae, Streptophyta, Magnoliopsida, Solanales, Solanaceae. The record is from RefSeq and is a predicted model, not a curated record. Bases 68 to 481 code for a protein of 137 amino acids.